This is a messenger RNA of Sarcophilus harrisii (Tasmanian devil), 933 nucleotides long. RefSeq names its product ER membrane protein complex subunit 10 (gene EMC10). The record is from RefSeq and is a predicted model, not a curated record. Bases 105 to 893 code for a protein of 262 amino acids. NCBI's taxonomy places the organism in Eukaryota, Metazoa, Chordata, Mammalia, Dasyuromorphia, Dasyuridae. The transcript is spliced from 6 exons. Gene Ontology annotation, cellular component: EMC complex.
CGCAGGUGCCGGACGGAGCCCGCAGAGCGGCGCAGGCGCAGAGGCUUCGUCCGUCCUCUCCCAGAGUGCCCCGCGCGUGAUCACGUGAACGCGGGCGAGCGGCGAUGGCUGCCCCCUGGCUCCUGCUCCUGCUGCUGGCGGCGCCGGCCGCGGUCCAGGGGAGCGGCUGUCGGGCCGGCGCUCGGGGGGCUGCUGCCGAAGGCUGCGGACCCGCGGCGCUGCUGCUGGAGCACUCCUUUGAGACCGAUGACAGCGUCCACUUCCGGAAGCGGGGCUCCCUGACGUGGAACGUGCAGGAUGGGACGGUCAGCCUGACCCAGCGGCAGCUGACGGAGGACGAGCGGGGCCGGCUGCGGGACGUGGCAGCUCUGAACGGCCUGUACCGGGUCAGGGUCCCCCGGAAGCCCGGGACCACCGAGGGCCCGGCCACCGCCGGCCACGUCUCCUCCUUCGUCCCCGCGGUGAGUCCCCCGGGAAGCCCCUGUCUUUGCCGGGGUCGUGGGUGGUCGCCUCCAGUUCCCUGUUUGGGGGGGCCGAGACCCUGCCUCAGAAGGCCCCUUCCUGCCCGGAGAUUUGCCCCGCCCCCGAGCCCCCAGGCAGAAGCCCCCCCUUCCCCUUUAAAACGUAUGCCCGGGGCGGGGUGGGGGGCCCCACCAGACCUCCCCCCUUGGUCCCUGGCCCCUCCCACCUCUCAGGGGGCUAAGGGCCCCCAGGGGGCCGGACCCGGCCCCUUUACCAUUCCCCCUUUCUGGGGGUUUCCCGGGGCCAACCCCACCCAGCCCCAGUGGAUGUACAUCGUCCCCAUUGUCCUGUUCCUCAUGAUGUCUGGAGCUCCGGAUGCUGGUGGCCAGGGAGGGGGUGGUGGGGGCGGGGGCGGGGGCAGUGGGAGAUAAGGGCUGACCUGUCACUAAAUAAAGUUCCCAUUGGACCCUG